Molecule: messenger RNA, 1380 nt
Organism: Stylonychia lemnae
Lineage: Eukaryota; Ciliophora; Spirotrichea; Sporadotrichida; Oxytrichidae
Source: the annotation of a GenBank genome assembly
AUGAUUCUCAACUUAUUUUUCAUGCUAAAUCUUUUCGUGUCUUCUCUUCAGCAGGAUUAACUAUUGAUGGUGAUUGAAGUAUGCAGACAUGGUGCAAGAUCCCCAAUCAUUUAGGAUGAUAAUCUCACAUAAACUUACUGGGAUAUGGGCUUAGGAAUGCUUACUAAUGUCGGAAUGAGGCAGCACUAUUUGCUAGGAAGUGAGAUUAGACAUAGAUAUAUAGAAGAUUAGCAUUUGUUAGACUCAGAAUACAAUGCAGAAUAGAUUGAAAUUUACUCAACUCUAAUGGAAAGAACUUACCAUUCUGCAAUAUCAUAAUUCUCAGGAAUAUAUCCAGACAUCUAACAAAAUUUUAAAGACAAGAAAUUAUCAGAAACUUAAUUAAAUAGAGCUAUUCUUCCAAUUUUGAGAGAUACUGAUCAAGAUUAUUAAAAGUUACUUUUGCAAGUAAAUUAAGAAUUAGGUGAUAAUAUUUCUACAGACCUUUAUGCCCAUCCUCACGUGAAUCAGUUAAAACAUUAUUACAAUUUUGCUAAAAGCUAGUAUAUAGAAGACUUAAAGUGUCCCUUUAGAGAUUAAAUCAGAGAUGAAUUUAGUAUGCACUCAAGUAGUACUGGUGAAUUCAAAGCUAUUUAUUAGAGAGCUAAUUUGAUGCUAUAAAAAAUCCAAUUGACCUUAAAUAUAACUAAUAAAAAAGUAGAUCCUGAUUCGAUAAUAGAUCAAAUUUAAAUGGCUUAAGCUAAUGGACUAAAAAUGCCUUUCACAUUGACAGAUUAGGAUUAUUAAACAAUUAAUGAUUUUAGAAGAUAUGAUUUAUCCACAAAAUUUGCUCUAAAAAAAGAUGCAGCUUUGUUUGAUACUUAAGAGAUAAGGAGAUUAAUGUCUGAAAAAUUGAUUUUGAGAGCUACAAAUACAACUAACAAUAGGCUCAUUAUACUAUCUCUGCAUGAUACUGAUAUUUCAGUUUUACUGUUUACUAUUGAUCAACCUUAAAAUGAAUAGUCACCAGUUGCAACUACUAUAUUUUUUGAGCUACAUAAAAGCUUUAAUACUUCUCAGAGUUAGCUCUACGUAAAAGCAAUAUACAAUGAUAAGUAACUUAAUCUUCAUAAGUAUUGCUAUGACACUGAUAACUCUACAAAAUUCACUCCUUAUUUAUGCGACUACGAAACAUUUAUUAGUAAACUUCAAGGAGACUAGUUUAAUUGCCAAAUAUAGACAAAUAGUGAAACAAAAUUAAGCAAUAUUUAGAUUUAUGGAAUAUUAUUCGGUUUACUUGCUUUGCUUUUAGUACUAGUAAUUAUUGGGUAUUGGAUUGUUAAAAGAAGUAUUAAGAAUAAAGAAGGAUUAAAAAAGAAAGAAUUUUUUGCUUUUAAUUGA